ACACCACAGAGCCUGAAAUCGGCUACACACACGCGAAUUGAACCAGCCGCUAGCCCCGCGCCUUUUGCGGCCAUGAUCAAGCUGAGCUACUCCAAGAGGCUCUUCAAGAGGAUCUCCUCCACGUCCAAUAAGCAGCAGGCGGCCGCUUCCGGCGGCGGCGGUGACAAUGGCAGCGCGGCCGCGGCCGGCGGAGGAGGCGCCCGGGAGAUCGAGUGGGAGGUGCGGCCGGGAGGGAUGCUGGUGCAGAAGAGGGACGGGAGGGGCGGCCGGGAGACGGUCGCCGUCAGGGUUUCCACCGGCUUCUCCUGGCAUGAUGUGUCCAUCGGAGCCACCUCCACUUUUGGGGAGCUGAAGGUGAUGCUGUCCAUGGUAACAGGGCUAGAGCCACGGGAGCAGAGGCUGCUGUUCAGGGGCAAAGAGAGGAACGACACCGACCACCUCCACAUGGUUGGGGUGAGGGACAAGGACAAGGUCCUCCUACUAGAGGACCCGGCCCUCAAGGACAUGAAGCUCCGGGCUCUGUCGGCUCGAGUCGUGCCGAGGCCGUGCCAGUCUUUUAUCCAAGUGUAACUUCCCGCUACCAUGCUAACUGUUACCACUAUACUUGUUAGUUGUGUAAUAUCCUACUGCUGUUUUAGUCCCACCACCAAGGUACUUUUAGUUUCUGGAAAGCCUUUUUAAAUAUCCGGAAUCCGAGGGGUUUGCUCUCUAAACCACUCUGUCUUUAGUGCCACUCCAUGGAAGGGUCCCUGAAGACGAGAGUCAGCCAUGGUGGCUGUGAUGUGAUUUGGAGCCUAGUGUUUGGGAUGUUUUUUAUGGUCCCUACUACUACUACCGUGGUCACUUCUCAUUCCUACCUACUACAUGCAUGGGUCAUGAGUAGGCAUGAGUGAUAAAAAUUGUAUGUACGUAC
Molecule: messenger RNA, 913 nt
Organism: Zea mays
Lineage: Eukaryota; Viridiplantae; Streptophyta; Magnoliopsida; Poales; Poaceae
Product: ubiquitin family protein
Molecular function (GO): protein binding
Source: RefSeq, marked validated